Messenger RNA from Sphenostylis stenocarpa, 315 nucleotides. The record is from the annotation of a GenBank genome assembly. Lineage: Eukaryota; Viridiplantae; Streptophyta; Magnoliopsida; Fabales; Fabaceae.
AUGUAUAACAUUGUUGGUGAACGCGAAAAAGGGUUUGAGUUUGUGAAGAGGAAGAGGCAUUUGGUUGUAGAAGACCAAGUAUUUCCUAGCCGACCUUGUGAAGUUCAACAUCGGGAUUGCCUUUUGCUUCUAGUUGGGUUCCUCCUUCCCUGGGGCAGUCUAGGUGCUUCUUCCUCUGAAGGUCCUUCAAAACCUUAUGCCGAACGUGGAGUUGAGGCAUACGCUCCAAAAAUGCUUGGCAUUCCUAAAUCAGAGAAGGAAGAAAUUGAAUGUCUUUUUGCAUCCAUAGUUCCUUCUGCUUCUGAAGUGUUGUAA